Messenger RNA from Staurois parvus, 522 nucleotides. Lineage: Eukaryota; Metazoa; Chordata; Amphibia; Anura; Ranidae. The record is from the annotation of a GenBank genome assembly.
GGCUCGACAGCGGGCACCGCGUCAUCUGGCAAGGCAGUGGGCACCAAGUCACCAGGCACGACAGUGGGCUCUGAGUCAAUUGGCACGACAGCGGGCACCGGGUCAUCAGGUACCGGAUUGUCUGGCUCGACAGCGGGCAUCGGGUCACCAGGUAUGACAGCGGGCACUGGGUCACCAGGCAUCAGGUCAUUUGGCUUGCCAGCGGGCACCGCGUCAUCUGGCAAGGCAGUGGGCACUGAGUCACCAGGGACGACAGCGGGCUCUGAGUCAAUUGGCACGACAGCGGGCACCGGAUCAGGUACCGGAUCGUCUGGCUCGACAGCAGGCACCGGGUCAUCUGGCGCUGGAUCGUCUGGCUCGACAGCGGGCAUCGGGUCACCAGGCAUGACAGCGGGCACCGGGUCAUCAGGUACCGGAUCGUCUGGAUCAACAGCGGGCAUCGAGUCAACUGGCCUAAUAGGAUCAUCAGGCUGGAUCAGCUGGGUACAGGCAUCAGGCUGUGGUACAGGCAUCAGGCUGAGU